UAAUAAGUAUAUCUAUUUUUGUCUCUAGAAAAUAUAAAUUUAAAAUUCAGAACUACCUUUCCAGAAUGCAUCAACUCUUGUUUAGGCCAUUUUUGUGUAAGCGUUUUGUCAGACAUGCCAUGACUUCAACUGCUUCCAGACGAGCUAUUCCAUCUAGAGACAGUCAAUCAAGGAAAGUCAUCGAGCCUGAAGCUUACAUGGUUAAAGAGAAGAGAGAUUUUGUUGUCCAAAACAUAAAACGCGUUGUUUCCGAUCAGACUCGAAAACUUUUUGCCGUCAUCUAUAUACAAAAUAAGCAAUUCAAAGUCAUGCAAGACGAUUUGAUCCACAUAGAAAGCAACAUUCCAGUAGAUAUACUAUCGGUUGGAGGGCUCGAUUUUUCCUUAUUUGGCAGGCCAUUAUUAGACCCCAAAUUCGUACAUGUACACGCAACUGUUAUUGAAAAGACAACCACAUCACCUGAAAUUAUCUACAACUUCAAUACCAUGUACAUCCACAACCCGGUUGAGUCAAGAACUUAAUGUAAUCCGAAUUAAUAAUAUAAAUGUUGAAGAGGCUGCUUUUGAA
Messenger RNA from Meloidogyne enterolobii, 567 nucleotides. Lineage: Eukaryota; Metazoa; Nematoda; Chromadorea; Rhabditida; Meloidogynidae. The record is from the annotation of a GenBank genome assembly.